CUGAAAAGAACCGUCCUGCUUUUUAACUACUACCUAUAGGCGGAAGGUAGAAAAUAGGUUUGGACUACCGUCACUGCUACGAGGUGAGUUCUUAUUGGUCUCAACGUUUCGACUAGCUUGCUCUUGUCAUCGUCAGGAGGCUGAAUACUUAAGUUCAAUUCGUAUGCUCCCCGCGUAAAGUGGUUAAGUGUAUCAUUAGUGCGUUCGAUAUUGGGUAGUCCGGAUGAAAAGGUGACCUUUUUUCAACAAAUCGUGCAUUGCUCGCUCACUCCACAACUGAUAGUAACAUGGAGCCGGACGUCUUAUUGUCCAUCAUCUUCCAAUCUGUGAUCGGAAUCGUAGGAAUUCCAGGAAAUUGUCUCAUCAUCUUCGUUUACUCCAAGAAGCGGUUGACGAUGAGUCCGCAUGUGUUCAUCUUUGGUUUGGCGAUAACCGAUCUUGGCUCCUGUCUCUUCACCCCGGCCAUAAUAUUCCAGAGGCUCGCCAGCUACGAGAGCGACUUUCUCUGUCGCUCCGUUACCUUCGUCAAUUUCGUGUCGGUGUAUCUGUCUGCUUUCCUCAGCACCUCUAUCGUGGUGGAUCGCUACCUAGCAAUCUGUCGUCCACUCCUGCGGUGGAUGACCGUGCGAAGAGCCCAGAUCGUCGUGGCUUGUUGUGUCCUAUCUUCGGUCGUUGUCAGCAUCCCCGUAUUUGUGUCCUACAAAAUGGUGUCAUUCAAGACGGAUUCAAAGCCGCAGAGAGCAUGUACAUUCGACAACGACUACUCGUUCUUCCAAGCCCUUAUGCUCAUAUUACUCUACACCGUCUCAAUCGCCACACUAUGUGUUACAGUUAUAAUGUUCUGGAAGAUGUGGAAGGCUGUCCGCAAGCGAAUGGAAAUUUUUCCGAUGGAUACUGCAAUAGCAACAACGUCUAGAGGACAUCAAGGUAAUGUGUCGGUAAGCUAUAUCUAUAACCAUGAACCACCCGUGCCACAACACGUAGUUAGGAUUGCCAGCAAGACUAAUAAAACUACUAAAAUGCUACUUGCAGCUUCGUCGAUUUUCUUCUUUACCUGGGCGAUAGCACUGUGUACUCUGUCAAUUCCUAGAUCAACGCUCAGCAAGGUGAAGGCACGCAGUGAUGUUGGAUUUGUAAUCAUUAAGAUAUUGAAUAUUACUUUCUAUAUAAAUCAUGCAAUUAAUCCUUUCAUUUAUGGGUUGAUAAAUCGACGAUUCAGGGAAAAGUGUCAGACUUAUUUAUCCUGUUGCAAACAGUAA
This is a messenger RNA of Asterias rubens (European starfish), 1259 nucleotides long. Its product is annotated as cholecystokinin receptor type A-like. Gene Ontology annotation, biological process: neuropeptide signaling pathway. Gene Ontology annotation, cellular component: membrane. NCBI's taxonomy places the organism in Eukaryota, Metazoa, Echinodermata, Asteroidea, Forcipulatida, Asteriidae. Gene Ontology annotation, molecular function: G protein-coupled peptide receptor activity. The transcript has a single exon. The record is from RefSeq and is a predicted model, not a curated record. The coding region runs from base 288 to 1259 and encodes 323 amino acids.